Messenger RNA from Folsomia candida, 4546 nucleotides. Its product is annotated as ski oncogene. The record is from RefSeq and is a predicted model, not a curated record. NCBI's taxonomy places the organism in Eukaryota, Metazoa, Arthropoda, Collembola, Entomobryomorpha, Isotomidae. Gene Ontology annotation, cellular component: nucleus. Gene Ontology annotation, biological process: negative regulation of BMP signaling pathway. Gene Ontology annotation, molecular function: SMAD binding; DNA-binding transcription factor activity, RNA polymerase II-specific; RNA polymerase II cis-regulatory region sequence-specific DNA binding.
GUGUGUGGAAUGUCACGGCCUAUUUUCCCCGGCGCGCUUUGUAGCCCACUCUCACCACCGGCAGGAAGUGAGGACUUGUCACUGGGGAUUCGACUCGUCCAAGUGGAGGCACUACCUCCUCCUCGACAGGGAUGAGGAUCCAGAAAAAUGGACAAAGUCGUUGGCCGAGUUUAAAGGAAAGUUCGAACAGAAACGAAAGGAGUCGGCAGCCUCGUCGUCGUGCGAGGAGUCGUACGGGGGCUGGAAUGGGGACGAGCAUUUGGUGAUAAAGCGGGUUCGUUACAGUUCCGGGGUGGAGACGCCUCUCAUCACGUCCCCUACAAACGUCCCCACCGACCCGGCUGCUCUCUACUUGCCAAAAAAGAGACUCUCCUCAUCCUACAAUAUUCAAUACUCGGACAACAACAACGAUCAAAAUCACGUGAACGAGACGGAGGCUGUGAAGAAGAUGUUGCUGUCCCAACUUGGGAGCGAUGGUGCGGAACCGGUGAUCAAGCUUUUGGAUAAAUUAACAGGAAAAAUCUCAAGUUUAGAAAAGAUCUGUAAAAGUCAAGACCAGCAGUUGCGAAGGUCAGAACCCAAUCAUCAUCAGACGGGAGCUACCGACCUACAACGUAAAGUGAACACGAUGGAGGCAGAACUUCACUCUUUAAAGAAGCAGCUAUUACGCCGCCACGAAGCGCGAUAAGCGCAUACAUAAUUUUGGAAAUAUUCCUCCUCCUCCUCCCACCAACAAAAAAAACAAAACAGAAGAAGAAGAAACGACUCAUUCUAUCUCUCCGUAAAAACAUAGAAGAUAACAUAAAAAUAUUUAAUUUAGAACACCCACACUUUCUCUAGAUUUUUAAAUAAGUAAGUAAACCUGCCACGAAAAGAUGGAAACCGGAAAUGAAAGCAAAGCAAAGCAAUCCCCGUCAAGAUCCUCAUCACCACGCGCGAUAUGAUAUGAUAUAAAUAACUUUAGAAAUAUAAAAAUAUGUAGUUUCGUCCUCAUCAGACUUGUUGUUUUAAAGAAAGAAAUUGAUAAUUUACAACAUAUUGUUAUCACACAUCCACAUCUAUGUAUCUAAAUAUGUAUCUACUGUUAAUUAAUGUACCUGAAAUCCGAUGAUUGUUAAGAGAAGAGAGAGAUGAACUUUAGUUACGUAAAUAUUUCGUUACGCUGCUGGUAAAUACAUAGAAUCAGUUUUUAUUAUUAAAUAUUAUACAUUAUUCUAUUAAGAAUUUCCACUUUUUUCCGGUGAGAAUUAUCAAUUUUUUGAAGCGAAAAAUGAAAUUUGUUAUAUAAAUAAAUACAUACGUAACUUUUUUUGCAAGUAUUUAUCUAAGAUUUAAAAAAGCUCGGGAAUUUCUGAAAAGUUUUUUUUUGCUCGGAAAUGAAACGAUAAGUUUGUAAUGGUGGGCUGCUAACUAAUUAUUUCUGAAGCGUAUAUAUAAUUCCAAGAGGAUAUUUACAUAAAUUGUUUAUCGCUAAAAAUAUGUAUGUAACUUUUUAAGAAAUGUUUUUUUUUCUAUUUGAGAAUGCUCCUCGUUUUGAAAAGAUUUUUGAUGAAAAUGAAAAUGAACCUUAAGAAAGUAUUCCUUCCUAAAAUAUUUACAUAAAAAGAUACAAAUUUGUUCUUCUUCUGGGUGGUUUUUAGAGAGAAAAAAAAGUAUGGGUGCGGGUGUAUUAUUAUGGAUGCGGUAUGAAAAGACUUGAAAUGACUGGUUACUCAGAAAUACUAUACAAAAUGUACCUUAGAAAUGUGCGUGUAGGAGAAAAUAUCAUGUAAAAAAAAUGCAUACAAAAUUAGAAUAUUUAUAAAAAGCAAAACAGUCAAUUAAGGAUUCAUCGUAAAAUAGAUUUGGGCGAGGAAAGUGUGACGAUUUAAAUUAAAUUAUGAUCAGCUUAAAAAAAAUCCAAUUAUUUAGUGACCACAAGCAGAAAAACUCUUAACAUGGAACGCGUAGUAAUAGAAAGAAAUCGUCCUGAAUGUACUGCUAAUUUGGUGGUUUGUUACAAAUUUAAGGCUAAAAAAUAUAUCUAUAAUUACUUUAAUUGGUAAUCGUAAUUUUGGGAAGGAAAGAAAGUUUUAUAAGUUUUUGGGAAAUCAGAGAAAGAGAAAGUGUCAGGAUUUUGAGAAAGUUCCCUAUUUUUUGUGGGCGUAAAGUAAUUUACUAAGAAAUAUGUAAAUUAUCUAAGAAGGGAAAAAUAUGGGCAGGUUGUCGUACCGUAAAAAUAUGCAUGUAUGAAAAAAGGAUCGAUUUCGGGUUUGAAUUGGAACUGAUUUUUUGACAGAAAAAGUUGACAAAGAUUUUUCAUGGAAUUUAAUUAAAGUAGUCAUUUUAUUAUAUGGAAUAUCUCAUAAUAAGUGGAACUACAAAAAAAAAUAUCGUGAAACUGCUCGCUUGGAGUUCUUCUUAAAAUUAUCUCCAAAUUUCAUCAAAAAUCUGUUAAUAAGCAGUUGAACACACUAAAAAAUAAUCGAUUUUAUCAAAAUUUCAUUUUUCUCUUGUCUGGAAAUGAAAAAAAAUUAUUUAAAUUCUCUGAAAAAACUUUUGCUCGUACUGCAGUAUACUCGUUCAUAAAUACAUAUAUACAUACGCGUUAGUACAAAAUGCCAUGCAUCAGCAUUUAAUUAUUAAUUAUCUCUGAUAAACUACAAACUUUUAAAGCAACAGAUUCGUAGAAACUCUAUUAAAUAAGUCAGUUAUUAAAGGAGUAUGAAAUUAUUGAAAAAAUUGCAUAAAUAUGUAAUUACAAAGAAAUAUGUAAACAAAAAAAAUUAACUAAUUAAUUAAUGACAACACAAGCUUAAAAUCAAAUUUAUAUAUACAUAAAUAAAAUGGAUAAUUUAUAAUUUUGUAGUCCUCACUGAAAAAUGCAAAAUGGGUGGAAGAAAGGUGGAAGGGGGGAGAAAGUGUGAAAGCAAAAUACGGGAUAAAUAUGUAGUAAGUUAGGUAAUUAGUUUAAUUAUUAGGGAGGGUGGGUAAAGAAGGUUUGGUCAAGUUCCCCCAGUCAUAGAUUUUGUUUGGGCGGAAAUUUGUGGUUUAAAUUUAGUAUUUGAAUAACUUAGCUGUUCAAGAACCUGUCAUAAAAAUGUUAAUACGUUCUGUCAGAAAUGUAAGAAGUAUUGAGUGAAGAGCUGAAUGUUUCCAAUUUGGAAACAUAUUUUUAAAACACCUUCAGCUCUUCCUCAAUAUAUUUGCCAUUUUUUAACAGAGCUUAUCAAGAUUUUCUGCAUUGAUUCUUGCCUAGAUAAGUUAUUUAAAUACUAAAUUUAAACCACAAAUUCCCUCCCGAACUAAAUCUGUGGCUGGCAGAAAAUUGCUCAAACCUUCCCUGCACACCCUUAGUAUUUUAUGGCGAUCAAGAUUUUGUGAUUUUUAUUUGCGGAGAUAGCACUACUCGAUUUUUUAAUCUGGGCAGACGAUACUGUUCGAGAGGAGAAUUGUGUAGGAGUCUAUCGGGAUAAUGGUAUUUAUUAUUGUUGUUAUUAUUAAUUAAUUAUUAGUUAAUUAAAUAUGCUAAUUAUGUAUAAAAAAUCUUCGUCUGAGCUGCUGCUACAAGAAUGGAUUGAACGGUGAAAGACAGUGUUUCGGUUUGUCACAUUUCUUGCACUGCAGGAAUUGCGAAGUGCAAGAAACUGGGAGAAAGUGCAAGAAAUAUGCGCCGUAACCUCGCGCCUUGCAUUUCUUGCAGGUCAAAAUAGCUGCAAAAACCACUUUCUUGCGGUUAUUUCUUGCACUUCUAAGCAAAAACGCACGAAACUGGGAGAAAGUGCACGAAUUAAGCGCCAUCUAGCCACGCGCAGUAUGAACUAUGCGCGGCGCUACAUAGUUUCUCGCGCCUUGCAUUUCUCCCACGUCAAAAUAUUCCCCUGCAAGAAACCACUUUCUCCCAGCUAUUUCUUGCACCCGAACGAACACUAGAUUGGAAAAUGGGAUGAAAAUGACAGAUAGAGUUUGGACUGAGGAAGAAGAAGAGAAAGCACUGAGAAUGUGAACUUAAAGUUUCCGAGGAAUGACAAUUUUUUUGAAUUUUUUGCCUGAAAUGAACUUCUUUUUGAUGUCGAUAAAAAUGAAAUGAUGAUGAAUUGUCUGUGUUCUUUUAGAUUUAAAUACAUACUGAAAAAAUUGAUUGUUUCCUAGUUUAUUAAUUAAUUAAUCAUUGUUGGUGUAUAGUAUUGUUAACUUAGUUUUAAUUAAUUAGUUAAUUAUUAUUUAGUGAGGUUAUCUUUCCCCCCACGAUAAAUGCCCCCCGUUACUUUAAUUUAAUUUAAAGCUUAUUAAUUGUUAUACAGAAGAAGAAGAAGUCGUGAAACAUAAGUAAUCUACAUAAAUACAAAAAAUGAAGGAAACAGUCCCGGUUUUUGGUUGGUUGGUGAUGAUGACGAAAUAUAAGAAAAUUUAUGAAAAAUAAUAUGCGUUUUAGGUUAAAUAAGUAAUCUCUCGUGUGUGGUUAUUAAAGGAAAAUUGUGACCACGACUUAUCUACUACAUACAAAAUACUGAUACAUACAUAAUUGUUGCUGCUGAAUAAAGAAAACCAUUCUAGUUGUUUUGAA